Messenger RNA from Trichobilharzia regenti, 3069 nucleotides. The record is from the annotation of a GenBank genome assembly. Lineage: Eukaryota; Metazoa; Platyhelminthes; Trematoda; Strigeidida; Schistosomatidae.
GAAACGGCAAAACUUGUGCCUAAGUAUGUGAAUAUUUGAGUUAAUAGCAACUGUUUAAACUUGUUGUUAUGACAUAUUGUACUUUUCUGUGCUAUAUUCGGUUCUUAAGGUCACUGAUGGGAGCCGUUUUGAAAGGUAGUUUCUUUGUGUGGGUUAUUUUACUCAUUAGGAGUUGUGGCAUACAUUGACGUCAGAUCUCCGUUUGGGAAUCCAGCUGUUGCUCUUGGAGCAGCUCUUGAGUCUCUGGGUGCUAGUGUGUCACAUACACUAAACCAUCUUGUUACACAUGUUAUAUUUCGUAAUGGAUCUGAAGCCGUUAAAAGUUGGGCUCUCAAGAGGAGCAUUCCGUUAGUAUCCCCAGGAUGGGUAAAAGCGUCCAGAAUGAUGAAGGUAGUAUGAAUAUCUUAAAAUGGUCAUAUGCUUUCAGAUGAAAGCUUCUGAGACAGCCUAUUCUGAUGACUGUGAAAUUCUUGAUCUGAUUACAUCAGUAGACAGUGAAAGUUCCCUGCGACAGUGUAAUCCAAAAAUUAUUCAACCGAAUAUAUCUGAUGAAGAUUACAACGAUGGUGUGCCUAUUUACAAGCCAAUUCGCGUUAGAGAAAACUUUAUCAGACCAAAAACACCACCAGGAAUGAAAGAUUUCAUUCUUCGCAUUCAAGAACGUGAAAAAUUAAACAAAGAACCUACUCUUCUUUGUGAAGAAACUAUAUUGGAAGAUUCAAAGGAAAAUAUCACGAACGAACCACAGACUCAUUCUGUUAAAGAAGCUUUUCAUGAGAUACCUGAAAAGCCGACAGCUUUAGUUGACUCAAUGAUCACAUCUACACAGAAUGCAGUAAAUCAAUCAACAACGGCUGUAGAAUUCCAUCGUUCUUUAUCACCUAUUCCCCGUAAAUCUCAAAAACUAGAUACUUUAGACACCAGCAGUAUUUUAGAUGAUUCGAUGGCAGAGAUUAUUAUUCCUUCAACUAAUGUAGAACAAACCAACUCUCACAGAUUUCGUUUAAUUAAUCCUGAAACGUAUUCACAAAAUGAUGUAUUAAUUAUUCCAAGAGUUCAACAAUCAUCUACACUCACUGGUAACUGUGAAAGUAAUAAUAAUAAUAAUAGUAAAGGACAAAAGUUGAAAAGACAAUCCAUUGAAUUAACCCAAAAGCUUUCAAUUAGUGCACCUCUUACUCCAGAUUUGCUAGUGAAUUUUGUGAGUAGAAUGCGUAAACCAAAGUCUUUCAGUGCUAAAAAGAAACAGAAAGAGGAGACUAUGAAACGUAAUGAUAACAAUAAUAAUAAUAAUGGUAAUAACACUAAUAAUACCAAUGUUACUCAACGUAAAGAUGAGAUUAGAAAAUCACCUAACUUAUUCAUCACCCCCAAUAAGAAAUCCUCGAAUUUACACACUACAGGUACACCGAAAACACCCAGAAAAGCCUUUGCAAUAGAUAAUAAAUCCCUUAGUGAACCAAGAUUAAAGUCUACUCCAGAUAAAAGGAAUAAAACGCCUAAACAGUUACCUACAAAACGAUUGACAAAUAGAACUCCAUGUAACAGUAAAAGUGUUGGCAAGGUAAAAGUGAAAAAAACGCCAGCAAAGGAAAAGAACCCACGUUUACCGUCAUCUUCUGGUGAUCAUAAAGACACGCAUGAUUUGAAUAAACUCCCUUGUGGCGAAAUAAAGUCAAAUAGAAAAUUGUAUACACCAUCAAACCCGCGACCUGUUUGUCCACGUUUACCAGUGGAUUUAGAUGAAACAAUGUCUCCUGUUGUCCUGCUAAUGAAAUCAGACGAUAAUCAAAACAUGAAAUCUGUUCAGACAUCAUCGCUAGCACCCAGUCCUAUUCGGAAAAGGUUGCGUAGUUCAAUGGCAGCACUCAGUCCUACACAACAACCAUCGUCUUCUGAUUGGAAACAGAGAAUACGCACUGACCAGGUGACCACACCAAUAUGUAGAAAAUCGAAACGGAUAUCUCUUAGUCACAUAAAACCUAUCAGCAACCGUAAUAGCCUAGAAGAGUUUCGUUUAACACCUGUGGAGAAAUGCAAAAGUGAUGUUACAAUGAAAUCUCCAUCGACUUCUGUAAACACUCCAACUAAGAUCAGUAUUGUAUUUAGUGGGACUCAAUCAGAAGAUGAACAAGUGUUAACUGCUUUAUUAAAAUCAAGUAAUUUAAAGAAUUAUGUUAUUGUAAAACUGCCGAGUAAUUCAAUUGCUGCAAAUUCUGAUUCAAGAAGAUCAAAUACUGUAAGACCUGGUACAGCUAGUCGAGCCUGUGCUACACCGCACUUUACACAUUUAAUUACUCAAGUGCCGUGUCGACGAACAUUGAAAUUAUUCUAUGCACUGAUUCAAGGCGUGCAUAUUUGUACAACAGAUUGGAUACGUGAGUCAGUAGCAUCAAAUAUGUGGCUAUCAGAAUCAUUGUUCAAACCACUUGGAUUACCACGUUUAUCACGGCUGCAAAGAAUGAAUACAUUAUUCUCAAAUACCGGUGUCAUUUAUGUUGGUUCGGAUACUAAUCCACCACGUCAAGAUCUUGUUGAUUUACUAAGUCUAGGUGGUGCAGUUCUUACCAAUAAGAAAAUGGAGGCAUCAGUUCUAAUUGGAUGUAAUGUACCAAAUAAAAUGUGUGUCAAGGUCAAUUGGAUUUUGGAUUGUAUAUAUCAAGCCAAAUUAUUAUCCAUGCUGGAAUAUAAACUAUGACUAAUGAUGAUCUAUCAGCAAAACCACAACAACAAUAACCCAAAUUUUAUGAUCUCAGGGAGUAUCCAGUAUUACUUUAUGUACAUAUAUAUCAUAUAUACAGAUAUUAUUAUAAUUUUUGCAGUUUUUUAUUGGCUUGCUUAAUCAAUAUGCAUGUUCAACACUUAUUAUUAUUAUUAAUUUAUGACGACACUGUAUCACUUGGCGCGUUUCUCGCUUUUGUACAUAUCACUUCCCUCGUAUUCAUUUCUUGUCUUAUAAUAGUUUUAUAUUAUUAUUAUUAUUAUUAUUAUUAUCAAUAAUUAUUUCCCUGUAAUUUUUGCUUCUGUUUACAACAAUGAGACAAUAAAAGCCUAAUUACUUGUUUCAAA